Molecule: messenger RNA, 255 nt
Organism: Closterium sp. NIES-67
Lineage: Eukaryota; Viridiplantae; Streptophyta; Zygnematophyceae; Desmidiales; Closteriaceae
Source: the annotation of a GenBank genome assembly
CCUUGGGGUUGGGGGAUCCAGUUCUGGCGCUCAGAGGCCGUGGAAGAAGGAGAGGAGGAGGAGGAGGAGGAGGAGGAGGAGGAGGAGGAGGAGGAGGAGGAGGAGGAGGAGGAGGAGGAGGAGGAGGAGGAGGAGGAGGAGGAGGAGGAGGAGGAGGAGGAGGAGGAGGGAGAGGGGGAGGGAGAGGGGGAGGGAGAGGAAGAGGAAGAGAGCGAGGAGGAGGGUGAUGCUAUUUCUUCUUGCUGCCGCUGCUCC